GCAACUUCCCUGGGUGUUCAGAGUUCAGAGUACAAAUAAAGUUUGUUUGGUUUUACGUGACGUUGAGUACGCCAGUUGCGCAUGCGUGGCUACGGUUCGCACGUGAAGCAGACAGCAUGGCUGAGGAAAGAGAAAAUGUGUUAGACCGGGCACAGGUGAAAAAGGCCGUCCAGGCUUUGCAGGCUUUCCUGAAAACCAAGUCGACCAGUGACUCCUUGUUCCUGGACGAGACUCAGCAGAUCAGCCUGCUCUUCACCCUCUGGAAGAUCCCCAAAGAGGCACAGACCAUCCGCAUUCCCUUGCCUCAUGGCCAGCGGUCUGACAUAGACGAAGUUUGCCUCUUCACCAGAGAUGAGCCCAACAUGACCGCAGAACAGACCCAGAGGUUUUAUAAGAAGCUGCUGGCGGAGAAGGGAGUCAAAAACAUCACUGAGAUCAUCCCAUACAAGGUCCUGAGGACGGAGUACAAACCGUAUGAAGCCAAGCGCCGGCUGCUGGGGAACUUUGACAUGUUCCUUUCUGACGACCGCAUACGCCGGUUACUGCCAUCCCACCUUGGGAAACAUUUCUACCAGAGGAAAAAAGAGCCGCUAGCUGUAAACCUGCAGAGCAAACAACUGGCCAAAGACAUCCACAGAGUCAUCCAGGGCACUAGCUUGAAGGUUACCAACAAGGGCUGCUGCUGCAUGGCACGUGUUGCCCACUCCGGCAUGACUGCAGAUGAGGUGACGGAAAACAUCGAGGCUGCUGUCCAGACAGCAGUGGCCAAACUACGCACGAAAGGACCAGUCAUGAAGCUCAUCCAUAUAAAGAGUCAAACGUCAGUGGCCCUGCCCAUCUUCACGUCAGACCUGAGCCACCUCAGCGUGCUGGAGGAGGCAGGGAAACAUGCUCAGACUCCCAAGAAAGAGGGAGCUGCAGCCAAAAAGCAGGCAAAAAAGAACAAGACAGAGGACAUAAAGCAAACAGAUACCACUGUGGAGGGAGAGGAAGAAAUCCCACAGCUUGUUCCCAUAGCAACACCUAGCAAAAAGCCUAAACUGGAGAAGCCAUCCAAAAAGAAGCAGCUGGAGAAAGCACCCAAACCUGCUGUAUUGAAGAAAGGAAAAAAGGCACAGAGCAAACGGACCAAGAAGGCCGGCAAGACUGACUCCAAAGUAAAAAGGAAAGUGCCUAAAGUGAAAUGAUUCUCAGCAGAGCACCUUUGCACAUUACCUUCUCAACAUGGACAUUUUACACAGUACACAGGACCAGAUCUUUCAUAGAAUGGUCAAUAUAUUCAGUCUGUUUUGUCUUUGUUUUUUUUUUUUUGCUUGAAUGAAUCAGAUUAUAAAUUUUGUUAUUUGAAAUCUGUGGCUAUGUUGUGUUCUCUGAAUUCUUUGUAACAUUAGGCCCUUUUCCCAGCAGACAUUUUUAUCAUAGCAGGAAAAGCCUUAAACUAGCCCUAAUUUUGUUAACGAUGGCUCUGUUUCAUUUAAGUGUAUGUGUAAGCCAUGGCAGUGAGCCAUCAUACAUAGUUGCAGGGACCCUGAUACUAGUAAAGCUAAAUGGAGUGCAGCCCUUAAUGAUAUUGAUUAUACCUGUGGUUUUCCUGCUAUGUCAAAAUGUGUGUGAAAAACACCUAUAAAAUGCUUAUGAUGGUUUGGCCAGUGACUAUUCAUAUCUAGUAAAAGUGGUGAUUUCUA
Siniperca chuatsi (mandarin fish) is the source of this 1685-nucleotide messenger RNA. It is a transcript of the gene rsl1d1, whose product is annotated as ribosomal L1 domain containing 1. Gene Ontology annotation, cellular component: 90S preribosome. The record is from RefSeq and is a predicted model, not a curated record. The transcript is spliced from 9 exons. The coding region runs from base 117 to 1187 and encodes 356 amino acids. NCBI's taxonomy places the organism in Eukaryota, Metazoa, Chordata, Actinopteri, Centrarchiformes, Sinipercidae.